UAAUAGAAUUUUUGGUUUUUAUGUCUCUUUUUUCUUUCUCUCUCCUCUUCUUCUUUUUCAAAACCCUAACUCUAUCGCUCCGAUUCCGUUUCAGCCUCGAAAAUACAUCUUUCUCUCUCCUUUCUCCCAACGAUUCACAUUUCGCUGCGAUUCUUCCUCUAAUCACUGUUCUCCCUCUGCAUUUACAGGAACACAUUGCUUUUCAAGAUGUCUCCAGCGUCUAAAUCUAAAGCAAAAGACAAAAAGGCUAGCAAGGAAUCUCAGAAGGCAUCUACAAAGCCUUUGGUACCUGCUAGUUCUGGUAGUGGUAUCCCAGCAAGUGCAUACAAUCCGAUUUUGGGAACAUUUCACACUCUUGAGUUGUUACCAACAUCUACUGUGGCAUCUCUUCAGACUAAUGGUCGUUUCCGAAACAUAGAUGAGUCAGAUGAUCAUUCAGGGAGCUCUCUUGCAGUUGGAGUUGAGUAUGAUUCUGUCUCCAACAAUGGCAGUUGGUCUGGUGAAUCAGAAGAUCACAAAGAUAAGGCAUCUAAUCUUCCUGCCCGGCAGGAUAUAAUACCUGGAGCUGACAAUGACAAACGAGAAAAAAUACGUCAGAAGAAUGAGAAAAAGCAUCAGCGUCAAAAGGAGAGGCGAGCUCUAGAAUUGCAUGAGCGAUGCAGUGGUUAUCUUAUGUCAAGAAAGCUUGAAGCACUUGCCCAACAACUUGUGGCCAUGGGAUUUUCACAAGAACGUGCAACAAUGGCUCUAAUACUGAAUGAAGGUAGAGUAGAAGAAUCAGUUAACUGGCUUUUUGAAGGUGGUGAAGAAGCUGAUAAGUUCAGGGAUCAAAACCUUGGUGGGAGUAAUUUGAAAAUCGACAUAUCAGAAGAGCUUGCUCGGAUUGCAGAUAUGGAAACGAGGUACAGGUGCUCAAAACAAGAGGUUGAAAGAGCUAUUGUUGCUUGUGAAGGUGAUCUUGAGAAGGCUGCAGAAAGCUUAAGAGUAUCAAAGCAAGACCCACCUUCUGCACCACCUAAGCCAGAAGAAACUGGUGAUCCUCCAACCAUCAGUAAUGGCAAGCUUUCACUUGCAGUUAGUCAGAAUUUGAGGCUUCAAGCAAAAUCUAUUCCUCCACACUCAUUACAACAAAGAAAAGAUGAAAAAGAUUUUAAUUACACCAAGCAAACAGUAACAGUGUUAGGAUCUUCAGAGCCUGCGGGCAAACAUUUGCAACCUCUAAAGAGAGUUAAUCCUAAGUUGGAUUGGGCAAAACCUCAACAGCCAGCAUUACCAGCUGAUAAAAGGUGGCCAAAUGCAGCAUCAAAUCCUUCUGCAUCAUACUCUUUAGCAUCACCCUUGCAGGUGUCGUCUUCACCAGCCAAAGGCGAAAACCGGUAUGUAACUGUUGGACAUGAUAUAAAAAACCUACAUGCAGGGGCAGUCAGGGAACCUGUUAUUAUGAUGCAGCGUCCUCAGUCCCUCAAUACAAAGCAAGUUCAAGCUAGUAUGAGCUCAUCACUUCCUGGUACAGCUGGCAGUUGGUAUCCUACUAGUAAUGUAGAAGUUAUGAGGUCCAGUGGGUUUUUGCCACAAAUUCCUACUAGCACUGGAAGCCUCAGCCCGAACAAACUUAGCUCAAAUCAGAUGUACCACCAAUAUCAGUAUCAGCAGCAACAGCAACAGCAGCAUCAACAACUUGUUACAGGCAGUGGCCCAGGGGAUUCUCCUGCAACUAGCAGAGGGAAUGGUUUGUGGAGUAGCAGAGCAGGUACUUCCCCAACUCUAGCUGCAGCUUCUUCCCUUGGACUUUUUUCUGGGUUGGGUUCAGCUGGCUCUUCGGGGGCAUCUUCUCCAGUAGACUGGAAUACCGGUAGCUCAAUGCUGCAUUUAGACUACACCAGCAUAGACUGGACAUUGGAUCGAAAUAUGCCGUCAACAAGGUCGAAUGGGUUAUUGCUCGGGGUUGCCUCGUACAUGAACAAUGCCAACAUCUACGAGCCGAAAGCUUCUGGGUUGGCAGCUUCUCAGCCCGCGAUGAGAUCGGCUUCCUCUAAUGUGAAUGGUGUUUCCAUGGUGGGACUGCAGGAUGGUGGAGCUGCAAGUUCUGAAACAUCAGCCGCUGGUUCCAGAGACUGGACAUCGCCAUUUGAAGGGGAAGAUCUUUUUAGUUUACCCAGACAGUUUGUUUCUUCUCCUUCUCUUUAAGCAAGGAAAGUAAUUCAAUGAAUAAAUAAGAAAAAUGAGGAAAAAAAAAACAAAAAAAGACCCCAGAAAUGUGCGUGGAUUUGGUGUUGGUGUUGGUUCUUAUGAUGCUGCAGUGUUGAUUGUUGGUCCAUAACCUUCAGUGAAAAAGCAUCUAAAGUCCUUUGCUUUAUCUCUCUUUUCCGUUCGUUUUCAUCAUUUAAAAAAUGAAAAGAAAAAAAAAAGCUUAGGUGCUGGAAGUGAGGGAGAGAGCCUUAGAAAAUUAAAGACAAUAUUUUUAAACAAAUAAUAAUUUUAAAAUAAUUCAUCUAUUAACUAAUGCUUUCAGUCUAAUAAAUGGAAUAGACGAGGCUGCAAUUGAAAUGAAAGCUGCAACGAACAAAUUUAUAUCCUUUUCCCUAGAAAAUGGUCAAACUUAAAAUCCUACGUGAAUGUUUUAAUUUAACCUACAAAAAGUGGAGAUUUGCUUACGAUACUCGUUUAAUAAAUUGUCCCAUCAUCAUCACCACUAAAGUUAGUACGUGCUAUAUUAUGUUGACUUUAUUAUAGGUCAAACUAUUGUUUUUGAUUCUUGGAAAGGUGAAGCUAAAACAAUAAAUUAGAUUUUUCAGAUUCUAUAUUUUAUUUUAUUUAUUUAUUCUAUUACAUAGCGUACUUAAUGAAUGAUACAAUUUAGCAUUUUUCCAAAGAAAGGAUGUACUAUAAUUACUCGCCAGAUAAAAAAUCACGAGAGAAAUCGUCCAAAGGGCUACAAGCACUUGCUGAAGCAGGUUCUUUGUACCAUUCAUUUGCUUCUCGAGUCAGGAAGUUGGCCUCUG
Molecule: messenger RNA, 3002 nt
Organism: Humulus lupulus (European hop)
Lineage: Eukaryota; Viridiplantae; Streptophyta; Magnoliopsida; Rosales; Cannabaceae
Exons: 2
Coding region: 208-2187 (659 amino acids)
Molecular function (GO): protein binding
Source: RefSeq, a predicted model, not a curated record